Messenger RNA from Glossina fuscipes, 1047 nucleotides. RefSeq lists its product as uncharacterized. The transcript is spliced from 2 exons. The coding region runs from base 56 to 247 and encodes 63 amino acids. NCBI's taxonomy places the organism in Eukaryota, Metazoa, Arthropoda, Insecta, Diptera, Glossinidae. The record is from RefSeq and is a predicted model, not a curated record.
ACAUUAUUUCUUUGUAAACUAAGGAACUAGUUUAAAAACAAAAAAAAAUAGCAAUAUGAAUUUCCUGCAUUUGUCAUUACUUACGUUUUUAAUAAUAAAUAUUGUCGCUGUCUAUGCCGUACCAGUGGACGAGUCAAUAUUACAUCCAGAUGUACAAGGAUCUAAUUCGGAAUACAUUCACCCUACAGAUAAUCAAGAAAUAUUUUUGAAACUGAAAUUGCUGAAAAAGAUUUUAUUCUUUGGUUAAUAUUUAUAUAAAUUUAUAGAAACAAAUAAUGCUACAGAAUAUAUUACUUAUAUGCAUAUACUUAUAUAAAUUUAAAAUGCAAAAUAAUUUUUAAAUGAAACCGUUUUUGCACUAAACACUUAUUUUUCACAAAACAAUAAUCUUAAUAUGCUUACCCUGUGAUUUCUAAGAGCUGGUAACAAUUGACUUUGAAAAAUCCCUGUUAUUCCCAAACGAGUUUCACAUACAUUAUACGUACCAAUUAGACAAAAUUAUAUUCUUUGAAAAACAGCUGAUUUCUAUGUCGCAAAAUUAUAAAAUUUUUUGUUUAGGAAAACAAUUAUAAAUAUGAAAAACGUUGAUUUCUGUUUCUAAAUUGCAUUUUUGAUUAGAAAUAAAUACUCUAUGUGAUUUAACAGGCUUAUUUUUACAUCUUACAAACAUACUUCAACAAAUGUAAUACGAAUCUUAUAACCGUUGUAACAAACAAAUAAAACUAAAAAAGCUAAAAACUUUAUAUAAUCUUAUCUAUAUAACCUAAAAAAUAUAUAAAUUAUGUUAGUUUCAGACAACUUAAGAAACUUAAUCCAUAAACGCAAUCAGGUAUAUUUUCCCGAUUCGUUAAAAAAUAAUUGGCAGAAUCUGUAGAAAAAAAUAGUAAAAUUAAUAAUAUUGAAACUAUCCUUGAUUUGAUAAUUUGUAUAAUUUUUAUUUUUAGCAAAAAAGUUUAUUACGUUCAUUCAAUAAAUGAUCAUAUCGCUGUUUUACAAUUUUUAAAAGUAAUGUAUCAAAAAUAAUAUGAAAAAAUAAAUACAUCUUAA